This is a messenger RNA of Callithrix jacchus (white-tufted-ear marmoset), 5119 nucleotides long. It is a transcript of the gene RAD51B, whose product is annotated as RAD51 paralog B. The record is from RefSeq and is a predicted model, not a curated record. Gene Ontology annotation, cellular component: Rad51B-Rad51C-Rad51D-XRCC2 complex; replication fork. NCBI's taxonomy places the organism in Eukaryota, Metazoa, Chordata, Mammalia, Primates, Cebidae. Gene Ontology annotation, biological process: double-strand break repair via homologous recombination. Gene Ontology annotation, molecular function: single-stranded DNA binding; ATP hydrolysis activity; ATP-dependent DNA damage sensor activity.
GUUGCUUUGCGGCGCUUUCCGCGGGGAAACUGUGUAAUGAGUGGGGAAACUUAAAAGUUGGAGGCUGCAGACCCGGUAUUGGAAAGUUUCAUGUGGGGUGCCAUUGUGGGGAAGUGGGGCUCGCUCAUUAUUUCCUGCUCCCACCGUAGGCCCGUGGGUGUCGAUAUUAGCGAUAUUGUCCUUUACGUGCUGGGCAUGCUCCCUUAAGACUGUCGGGAUCUUCACUAAGAACCCCGCCGCGAAUCGGGUGAGCUUCGGGCAGUCUUUCGGUGGGGAAUGCUUGGAAGCUGCUCAUUGUUGGAUAUGGGCAGCAAGAAACUAAAACGAGUGGGUUUAUCACAAGAGUUGUGUGACCGUCUGAGUAGACAUCAGAUUCUUACCUGUCAGGACUUUUUAUGUCUUUCCCCACUGGAGCUUAUGAAGGUGACUGGUCUGAGUUAUCGAGGUGUCCAUGAACUUCUGUGUACGGUCAGCAGGGCCUGUGCCCCAAAGAUGCAAACGGCUUAUGGGAUAAAAACACAAAGGUCUGCUGAUUUCUCACCAGCAUUCUUAUCUACUACCCUUUCUGCUUUGGAUGAAGCCUUGCAUGGUGGUGUGGCUUGUGGAUCCCUCACAGAGAUAACAGGUCCACCAGGUUGUGGAAAAACUCAGUUUUGUAUAAUGAUGAGCAUUUUAGCUACAUUACCCACCAAUAUGGGAGGAUUAGAAGGAGCUGUGGUGUACAUUGACACAGAGUCAGCAUUUAGUGCUGAAAGACUGGUUGAGAUAGCAGAAUCCCGUUUUCCCAGAUAUUUUAACACUGAAGAAAAAUUACUUUUGACAAGUAGUAAAGUUCAUCUUUAUCGGGAGCUCACGUGUGAUGAAGUUCUGCAAAGGAUUGAAUCUUUGGAAGAAGAAAUUAUCUCAAAAGGAGUUAAACUUGUGAUUAUUGACUCUGUUGCUUCUGUGGUCAGAAAGGAAUUUGAUACACAACUUCCAGGCAAUCUCAAAGAAAGAAACAAAUUCUUGGCAAGAGAAGCAUCUUCCUUGAAGUAUUUGGCUGAGGAGUUUUCAAUCCCAGUUAUCUUGACGAAUCAGAUUACAACCCAUCUGAGUGGAGCCCUGGCUUCUCAGGCAGACCUGGUGUCUCCAGCUGAUGAUUUGUCCCUGUCUGAAGAUUUAAAGCGGCUUCAUCUUUGACGUGGUACUCUAACCCAUGACAUUCAAAAGCCACAAGGACAGAAAAAGAAUUUUCUGAGACUGCUUGAAGCACAACCUCAUUUGAUAUGAUUUCCUAGCCUAGAAUAUAAUCAGGAAGGCCCUAAUUUCUUUCUGUUACUGUUGUUUUUAAGCAAAAAAGAUGCUAUUCCUCCUCUUCUAUUUCUUUGCACAUAGUGAAUACUAGUCACCCCGCCACCAAACAACAACCUGGAAAUCAACUUUCCCUCUGUUCCAUUGUCCCUCCAAACAACCACUCAAUCAUCAAGAUUUCUUCCUUAAUAACUUUCAUAUCCACCCCUGCAUCUGGGAUCUCAGUUCACACCUUGGAUUGCUGCUGCCUGGACUAGCCCAGCAGUCCCCACUCUGUAGUCCUUUCGUCCCUCUUCUAUACCAUGUCCAAAGUGUUCUUUCUAGCAGAACAAUGUGAUUGUGUUACUCUUGUACUUGAAAUCCCUCCGUGUCUUUUUCACUGUCUCUGGGAUUUAUUCCAGACUCCUUAGCAUACACACAGGGACCUCAAGGGUCUGGCAGCUGCUCAGUUCUCCAGCCGUAUCUCUCUGAAUGGUUUCUCUCUUGGCCUCAUUUCUCCAUCACCCCUCCUCCCCCAAAACACAUACACUAGAACCAUUGUUUGUUACUCAGAGUACUUCUUAUGCUCUAGGAUAGUUCAUAUUUUUUGGUCCCUUUUGCUGCUCCUCUGCCUGUAACUUAUCCUUUCCCCACUUGCUUUCCCUCUACCCCCCAAAGCUGGCCCAGCUUUUAAGACUCAAUCAAAGUACCACCUCUCUGAAGUCUUUUUCACAGUUCACCCUUAGGAAGAAUGAAACAUUCUCUUCCUUGUCUUCCCUUCCAUGUCUGUAAUCCUCAACACAUUUUUUUUUGAGAUGGAGUUUCGCUGUUGUUACCCAGACUGGAGUGCAAUGGCACCAUCUCGGCUCACCGGAACCUCCGCCUCCUGGGUUCAAGCAAUUCUCCAGCCUCAGCCUCCCGAGUAGCUGGGCUACAGGCGCGCACCACCAUGCCCAGCUAAUUUUUGUAUUUUUAGUAGAAACAGGGUUUCACCCCAUUGACCAGGAUGGUCUCGAUCUCUUGACCUCGUGAUCCACCCGCCUUGGCCUCCCAAAGUGCUGGGAUUAUAGGUGUGAGCCACCGCGCCCGGCCACUUUUUUUUAAUGAAUUGUUUGCUACACUGUUUGCCUUCACUAGACUGAAAAAUUGUAGGGACGAAGUCCAAGUCAUGUUCCUUCUGUUGUCUCUAAUAUCUAUUAUCGUUGCUGACACUUUAGCAGUAUUUCAUAAAUGUUUAUUGACUAAAUGCAUAUUUAUCUGUGCAUAAAAGAGUAACAGUUUCAGAGUUUUUGUUAGCUGCAUUCCUUUACUUCCUAUCAGCUUGGGAAAAUAGAUUUAGCACCCACAAAAUGAUUGGGGUCCCCUGUACUGCAAAGAUUUGACUUUAAGAAGUAGGUGUCUGGGGCCGGGCGCGGUGGCUCACGCCUAUAAUCCCAGCACUUUGGGAGGCCGAGACAGGUGGAUCACGAGGUCAAGAGAUCAAGACCAUCCUGGUCAACAAGGUGAAACCCCGUCUCUACUAUAAAUACAAAAAUUAGCUGGCCAUGGUGGUGAGUGCCUGUAGUCCCAGCUACUCGGGAGGCUGAGGCAGGAGGAAUUGCUUGAACCCAGAAGGCGGAGGUUGCGGUGAGCCGAGAUUGUGCCAUUGCACUCCGGUCUGGGUAACAACAGCGAAACUCUGUCUCAAAAAAAAAAAGAAAUUAAAUUAAAAGAAGAGGCGGCUAGGUACAAUAGUUCAUGUCUAUAAUCCCAACAUAUUGGGAGGCGAAGGCAGAAGGAUCACUUAAGCCCAGGAAUUUGAGACCAGCCUGAGCGAUGUGGUAGGACCCAGUGUCUAUGAAAAACCAUAUUUAUUAGCUAGAUAUGGUGGCAUGUGCCUCCUGAGUUGGAUGAGGCAGGAGGAUUGCUUGAGCCUGGGAGGUCAAGGCUGUAGUGAGCCAUGAUUGUGCCACUGCACUCCAGCCUGGAUGACAGAGUGAGACCCUGUUUCAAAAAAUAAACAAACAAAUAUAUAACAAUAAAUAACGAAGCAGGCUCAUGAACAGCAUCAGCAGUUUCAGCUACUAAUACUAGCCAUCUUUGUUCCUCGUAGAGUGCAGAGGGCUGCUGGUCACUUUUGAUCUUUAUUAAAACACCCACACACAGUAAGAUUGCUUGGGAAUCCAAGGCAGAAGAUAUCUGUGUGGUUUGAGAGGACUUUAAAAUGAUAGAGAAGGCUGGGCGCAGUGGCUCCUGUCGGUAAUCCCAGCACUUUGGGAGGCUGAGGCAGGCAGAUCUCAAGACCAGCCUGACCAACAUGGAGAAACCCCGUCUCUACUAAAAAUACAAAAAAUUAGCCGGACGUAGUGGCACAUGCCUGUAGUCUCAGCUACUUGGGAGGCUGAGAUAGGAGAAUUGCUUGAACCUGGGAGGCAGAGGUUGCGAUAGCCGAGAUCAUGCCACUGCACUCCAGUCUGGGCAACAAGAGCGAAACUCCAUCUCUAAAUAAAUAAAUAGAUAAAUAGUGAUAGUCUCAUCCUUUUAAAGUAGUUUAAACAUACACUACCCCAGGGCAGGGAUGGAAUAAUGAAUUUGCUGAAUAUUCUUUGUGGGCUCUGAACAUCAACAGGGCAAUAGAGAAGUCAAGAAAUGAAAGAUGCUGGUAAGGUCAGCACAUACCUAUCUUGGUACCAGUGCUACCAAGUGACCAUUGCAUGGACCAUGCUCUGGGAGGGCAUGAGAAAUAUUAAAUGCCAAGGACAUUCCCUCAAUGAGUUUACAGUUCAAAGCUUUAACGUCACUGAAAGUAAUACUUCUGUGACAAGCUUUGAUGAUAAAUGUAGACUAAUUUUUUUUUUUUUUUUUUUUUUUGAGACAGAGUUUUGCUCUUGUUACUCAGGCUGGAGUGCAAUGGCGCGAUCUUGGCUCACCAUAAACUCUGCCUCCCGGGUUCAAUCAAUUUUCCUGCCUCAGCCUCCUGAGUAGCUGGGAUUACAGGCACGCGCCACCAUGCCCAGCUAACUUUUUUUUAUAUUUUUAGUAGAGACAGGGUUUCACCAUGUUGACCAGGGUUGUCUCGAUCUCUUGACCUCGUGAUCCACCCGCCUUGGCCUCCAAAGUGCUGGGAUUACAGGCGUGAGCCACCGCACCCGGCUGUAGACUAAUUUUUUAAAAAUUAUAUAAACAUUUUAAAUACUUUGCAAAGCACCAACAAAUUCCUUAGGUGUGCUGUGGUAGCAAGAACAGUUUGUAAUGACUGAAAAGUGAAGAAUCUAUGGUAUAUUCAUGGUCUAAAUUACAUAUUGUAAGCUGGUGUGCCCUCUGGGGUGAAGUCAUACAAUAUUUUCAAAUUCAGAAAAUUUUAAAUAAAAAAUUAAGAUUUCUUAUUUGUGCUUUCCUUGUGCUCUCGGGUCAAAAUGAUUCAUGCAAGACUUGAUGGUUUGAAAGAAAACUGUACAAAGGCAUUCAACUUUGGCUAAAUGGGUUCUGGUAUAAAUGCAAAGGAUAUUUAACUCACUUGGGAGCUCAUAGGCAUAAUGCAUAUGUUUGUUUAAACACAAAAAAACCAAUUGAAGAUUAACAUUGACUUUGUCUCAUAGUUUAGAUCUGGGAUAAACAAACCUUUUCUGUAAAGAGCCAGAAUAUUUUAGGCCUUUAUUUAUUUUAGGUUUUGCAGGUUAUGUGAUCUGUGUUGCAGCUAAACAGCUCUGCCACUCUAGUGCAUCAGUAGCCAUAGGCAACACAUGGGCAAAUGAGCAUGGCUGUGUUCUAAUAAAACUUUGUUUAUGAACACUGAAACUUGAAAUUUAUAUAAUUUCUACAUGUCACAAAAUAUUAUUUUUCAACUAUUUAAAACCGUAAAAUCUAUUCU